Cyphellophora europaea CBS 101466 is the source of this 5094-nucleotide messenger RNA. RefSeq lists its product as uncharacterized. Gene Ontology annotation, molecular function: ATP hydrolysis activity; ATP binding; histone binding. Gene Ontology annotation, biological process: positive regulation of transcription by RNA polymerase II. The record is from RefSeq and is a predicted model, not a curated record. Lineage: Eukaryota; Fungi; Ascomycota; Eurotiomycetes; Chaetothyriales; Cyphellophoraceae. The coding region runs from base 1 to 5094 and encodes 1697 amino acids. The transcript has a single exon. Gene Ontology annotation, cellular component: nucleus.
AUGCGGAGCAGCAAGAAACACCAGACUUUGGAGGAAAUCGCACAGGCUGAGGAUUCAGACGACUUUGACUACGACGAUAAUGCGCCUGGCCCCUCAAAGUCCCGCCCUACUCGAGCUCGUGGCACCGUGAAGCUCGUGCGAAAGAAACAUCGAAGAGGUGGAUAUAAGGGUUCCGACGUAGACAGUGACAGUGAAGACGUCGUGUCUGACGACGAAGACUCUUUCGAAGACGAAGACGACGAAGAAAUUGAGACCAACGAGAGAGGACGACCUAUUCGCAGCGCGACCAAGCGAACGCAGACCUACGACGAAGGUGACUCCAACGAAGAGGACGAACUUGCUCGUUCUGAGUCCUCAGAAGAAGAAAUCCUCCCAGCUCGAAAAAUACGUGCACCACGUAAGAGUCUGAUCGUUAAGCUCAAGAUUGGUGAAGCACGCAAAGCACGAUCUACACGAGCUGGCAGCAGGCAACCUAGCAGCACCGCCCAACCUACCGGGCCUACUCGUCGUAGUAGUCGUUUGUCUCACGACGAAGACGACCAGAUCAUUGCGUUGACAAACUCUGGCAACCACGUAGAGGUCGUCAGGGAAGGUUCACGCGAUCCUGAAGGCAUCCCUCCCCGAGCCCUUAAAGGCGGGAAAGGCCUGAAGUACCCAUCCAAAAGUACGAUAGAUGAGGACGAAGAGCCUGAGUCGAACUUGACCAAAGAAGAGGAGAUGGAUGAGCUUGAGAUCAAAGCGUCUCAGCAUGAGAUCCUUGAAAAUGAUCCGAGGGCGCAGGGAGAUCCCGACGAUAUCGCGAUUCCGAGACUGGUCAGCGACCUUCAACAAGCUGCUGCUGAAGACGAUGAGCCAGACUCACCUGAUCCUCUGCAGAGAACCAAUCCACCUGCAGAAGAUGAAGAGGACGACGAUGACGAUAUGCCACUUACUCGAGGGAGAUCUACUCGAUCGUCUAACAAGCGCAAGGCCGAUUCCGCGCCGCCAGACUCGCCUCAGAACUCGAAACGUUUGCGUCGCAACCGUCGCAAUGCUGCAUCAGGUGCCAGUUCGAGGACUAGGCGAAAAGGCCAGGAAGAAAGCAGUGACUUCGACCCCGAGGACGCGCAGGAGGGAGAAAUGGAUGUGUCAAGCUCCGGAGAGUCAGAGCCUUCACAGCGAAGGGAGAUUCAACGCAAUGACGAUGACUCUAGCAACGGUGGCCGUCGGUCGACGCGCCUCCGUAGUAAGGCUGUGUCGCGUCAAAGAUCGCCAGUCACAGACGAAGAUGGAGAUCUGGCUGCUGAGCUUGCGGAGCUCAAGCGCGAUGGGAAGAAGUCGCGAGCAAUUCGUGACGAAAUAACAUUUGAACCCAGAGGCACUCGACGUGGUGGGAGAAAGAAUUACGACUUGCUUCGUACCCUGCCUGUCAUCGAAGACGAGGAAGAGGCUGCUCCAUCGCCCUCACAGCGAGCUCGCAAACCCGGCGCUGGUAGCUGGCAACGUAGUUUGUUCAGCACAUACGGACCAUUCGGUGGUGCUGGCGGGCCGGCACCAGUUCUAGGGGGUCCUUCGAUGCCACGAGCUCAGGGAGAUGUGGACUCCGACAGCAGCGACGACGAAGUCAUGAAGCAGCCGAAACCUGUCGGAGGUGCUGUUGGCAUGACGCCUACUACUGCCGGUCCUUCUGGCUUCAACCUGUUUCCACAAGCUGGAGCAGAUCAGGCACCCGCUGGGACUCCCGCAAAUCUAGGCAAGGUGAAAGACAAACAAGCCCUGGCUGAUGCAGACCCUCUGGGUGUCGACCCUAACGUCAAUUUUGAUGGCGUUGGUGGCCUUCAAGGCCAUAUCGAUCAACUCAAGGAGAUGGUCGCGCUGCCUCUGUUGUAUCCUGAGAUCUUCAUGCGUUUCAAAAUCACACCUCCACGAGGCGUCUUAUUCCAUGGUCCACCAGGCACGGGAAAGACACUUCUCGCUCGCGCCUUGGCUUCUAGCGUCAGCUCCCAGGGCCGGAAAGUCACCUUCUAUAUGCGCAAGGGUGCCGAUGCUCUAAGCAAGUGGGUUGGUGAGGCUGAACGUCAGCUCCGGCUCCUGUUCGAGGAAGCUCGCAAGAAUCAGCCUAGCAUUAUCUUCUUCGACGAGAUUGACGGCUUAGCACCGGUGCGAUCGAGCAAGCAAGAGCAAAUCCACGCGUCUAUUGUUUCAACCCUUCUAGCGCUGAUGGAUGGGAUGGACGGUAGAGGCCAAGUCAUUGUCAUUGGCGCGACCAACCGACCUGACUCGAUUGACCCUGCGCUCAGGCGACCUGGGCGUUUCGAUCGCGAGUUCUAUUUCGCCUUACCGAACACGGAGGCGCGGCGUGCUAUCAUCGACAUUCACACACGUGGCUGGAACCCACCUCUAGCUCCCGAAGUCAAGGAUGAGCUCGCGAAGGUCACCAAAGGCUACGGUGGUGCUGAUCUACGAGCGUUGUGCACUGAAGCCGCUUUGAAUGCAGUGCAGAGACGCUAUCCACAAAUCUACGCUUCAAACGAAAAGCUCUUGAUCGAUCCAUCGUCUAUAGAAGUCACACCAAAGGAUUUCAUGAUAUCUGUCAAGAAGAUGGUGCCUUCCUCCGAACGUUCAGCAUCAUCUGGAGCCGCUCCACUUCCAGCCACUGUGGCACCUCUUCUGCAGCAGCCCCUUGGCAAUAUUGUUCGUAUACUCGACGAAAUCAUGCCGCAGAAGAAAGCUUUGACUGCUUUAGAAGAGGCACAGUAUGAGGAUACUUCAGAUGGGCACUCCUUCGGUCGAGAGCGCAUGCAGCAAGCUUUUGAAUCUGCACGAGUAUUCCGACCUCGCUUGCUGCUCCAUGGCAAGCUUGGUAUGGGCCAGCAGUAUCUGGCAGCCGCCAUACUCAGCCAUUUUGAACGUGUACAUGUGCAGUCUUUGGACUUGUCGAUUCUGUAUGGCGACAGUACAAGUGGACCAGAGGCUACCAUUAUUCGCUUGUUCGCUGAAGUCAAAACUCACAAGCCUAGUGUCAUCUACAUACCGAACGUGCAGGAGUGGUAUCGUACACUUGGGCCGCAUAUCAUUUCGACGUUUCUCGGGCUGCUUCGCUCCAUCAAAUCUACGGAUCCCAUUAUGCUACUCGGCAUCGUUGAGAAUGACGAUGACGAUGUUGACGAUGAUAUGCGACGGGAGCUCUUUGGUUACUCCCAGAAAAAUCGCUUUCUGCUUCAACAACCGCAGCUAGAUGAGAUCUUAAAAUUCUUUGAGCCAAUCAAGGAGUAUAUCUCCAUGCGGCCAGAAGAAUUCCCGGAGCACAAGAAUCGCAAGAAGCGCCAACUUGAGAAGCUGCCCGCAGCGCCACCCGAGCCCGUCAAGGCGCCUACACCCUUAAGCAAAGAAGAACUCAAGGCUCAGAAGAAGCGUGACAGACAGGCUCUCAAUAUGCUAAAGAUCCGACUUCAGCCGAUCAUGGACCAGAUCCGAACCAGACAUAAAAAGUUCCGCACUGGCGUUAUCGAUGAGAGCCAAAUCCGCUACCUCUAUGAUGAAGCCGAUCCCGGCACGGUCACUUCGGACUUGCCAACCGAGUUUCGUGCUACUGCCACGUUCCGACCAUUUGAGAUCGGUAAAGACGUCCACGGUGUCCCGGGUCUGGUUGAGCAAUCGACUGGCAAAUUCUACUACAAUCUUGAUUCAGUGACAAUAGAGAAGAGGCUGAGCAAUGGAUACUACAAGCGGCCCAAAGACUUUUUAGCCGAUAUCAGGCGUCUUGCCAAAGAUGCCAAAACCAUCGGAGAUGACGAUCGACUUCUCAAGGCCAAUGAGCUGCUUGCCAACGUCGAGGUAGACAUUGGCGGUAUCGAAGUAGGCGAACCCGUCCUGGCUGCUGAAUGUGAAAAAGUAUACCAGCGUGAACUUGCGAGAGAAAAAGAGAUGCUGGAUAAAGCCAAGGCCGAUGCUAUGAAUCAACACAUGCCUCCCCCGGUUUUCGUGUCCAAUGUACCGCACAAUUCAGGGACGGACGUCUCAGGAGGUAAUACGUCCAUUGGCCCAAUCAAGCUUGGCAUCAACACAGACACACGUGGUCCGGACCUCUUGUCACGCUUCCAGCCCACAACGCCAUCAAGACCUUCAUCGACCAGUGUUUUGACCAAUGGCGUUCACAAAAACGAUUCUGCUGGGAACUCUGGUGAGCGUACUAACGGCACGACUUCGAGCGAAGGCCAUAGAGGCGAUGUUGACGAUGACACGCCUAUGGGCGGCACAAAUUCUGUACCCACGUCGGGCCAGAAGAGUGAUGGAACGCAUUCUUCGAGCUCAUUUGACAAUCGCGCGUCAGCUCAGCCAAGGCCUUUCCACCAGUACACCGCGCCCUCGCAACAACUGCGCGAAGAAUUCGGUCAGUCUGAGCCACUUUCGCAAACUGGUGGCAUCACGUCUAUGAAACGGGGUAGUCAGGCAGCAGACUACCAGAACGAUGCAAGUACCACUGAUACUCCAGGCGACAAGAAAUCGUCUGGACCGCAGCAUAGCACUCAGGAGUCAGGGCCGAAUUUGUUCAACUUUGACGAGUCAGUCGGGCGUGACUUGCCGGCUACUCAACCAGGUAUGCUCCACGAACUGUUCAAGCGCCGCACGAGGCACGAGGAGCCCGAGGACCCAUGUCUAACUGGUGAUACAGAACUGCCGAAUUCUCAAAACUCGCACGCGCCGCAAAAUAGCAAUCCCUCCCAGCAGACGCGAACUCCUGGAUCGCAAGCACCCCCUGUACCGCUCUUUGAUGGUGCGACGAAGAAGGCUGAGCAAUCCGAGCGAAACCGUCGACCAAGUACACAUCUCCAAGAUCUUCUCAAUCCUUCGCCGCUACCGAAUUUCGUACGCCCGCCACAACACGAACUCAACAGGGUUGUGUACAAGCUGUCGAGAGACUGUAUGGACUUGACAGUGGAGCAGUUGGAGCAGGUCAACAGUUCGCUCAUGGAGGUCAUCUGGCAGACUAGAGACGAGUGGAAUCGGGAGAAAGUGCUCGAGGAAGUGGAGGCUGCUGCCAGUGAGGUGCGAAAUGAUAUGAGAGGAGCUGGACAGAAUGUACCGCCUUCGACCGGGCAGAGUUAUCGGUAG